UCAAUUUCAUAGUUUCGUUAAAUACUAAUGGCAUGCCCGUCAAAAGUCAAAAGCCACAGAUUGAGGAAAUUGUGUUGUUAGAAUAAUUAUAACUUGCAGAGCAAAUCUCCUCCACAGUUUUUCUUUUUUUUUUCUCUACCCAAGAAACUUCCUUUCAACUUUCUCUUCACUAAAAUAUCUUAAAAUCCAAUUUUCUCUUUGAUACUCUUUGUCCACAAAAUUAAUUCACCCCCACCUUCUCAAUUUCUUAGCCUUCUGCUUUGUAUUACAUCUUUGUUUCAGCAUAUGAUUUUCAGUGUCUUUUCCUUUUCCGAAGGAGGAAAAAGAAGAAAAGAAAAAAAAGCUUGGUGUGAGACUUUGAGAGUCAAUUGGUUGGUUGAGUUCUCAAUUUCUUGUGGCAGUUUUGUUGAACCCAUCAAUCCUUUCUUUCUAUGUAUGUACACAUGACUGUACCAUGAUUUUAAUUUGGAAAUGAAGUAGUUCGGUUCAGUUGUGGAGGGUGAAUUUUGGUGUGGAUUUCUUCUUGCUCUUUACCUUCUUUGCUGAGAUGGAGGAACAUAAAUCUGUUAUCUCCACCUGUGAACAAGAUCAACAUGUGGUUGCUGCCGCUCAGCACAUUUUGAAGGCACUAGCAGCAAGUAAGACUGUAUCUGAUGACUUGAGAAAAACCCUUUUGGAUAUUGAGACACAAUUGUCUUCAAUUUCCAUAGUCAAUGAGAGAAAAGGAAGAGAAAUCAAGCAUUUAGAGAGGCAGCUUAAGUGUGUUGAAGACAAGGUAAUGAGGUGGGAGGCAAACCCUUCCAACGAGUCUUCUGAGUAUUUGAAAGUUGUUGGUGAAAUCCAAGUACUGAUUCAGAAUUUGGAAAGCUUUUCUGUGAAUGAAAAGUGGAAGCAGAAGGAACUUGUUCGGAGAGCAAACGAAAUUCUGCAGGUUGCUAUGUCAAGGCUUGAGAAAGAGUUGGUCCACAUUCUUCUCCAACAUAAGCAACACUUAGAGCCUGAAUACCUGUAUUUCCAUUUUAAUAGGGUGGAUAUGGUGUUUGAUGAAUCGUUUCGUUCGGUUGAGGAUGAACAAAUCGACGAGGCCUCCCGGAGUAGCGGUGCUAGCCAAUCCGAGGCCAGCACUGUUGAUUUGGUGAAUCCAGCAGUGCUUGAACGUCUCAAGAGCAUUGCAAGUGUCAUGUUUGCUUCAAAAUACCAUCAGGAAUUCUGUCAGGUCUUUGUUACAUCGAGGAGGGAUGCCUUGGCCGAGUAUUUUGUCAUUCUUGAGAUGGAAAAGUUAAGAAUUGAGGAUGUGCUAAAACUGGAGUGGCAUUGCUUGAACCAUGAGAUAAGGAAAUGGGUUCGAGCCAUGAAGAUCAUUGUUCGGGUGUACCUUGUCAGCGAGAAACGAUUAUGUAAGCAGGUUCUUGGUGACUUUGGAUCCUUUUAUCAAUGUUGCUUUUCUGAAAUUUCUCAGAGUUUUAUGCUGCACCUCUUGAAUUUUGGUGAGGCCGUGGCAAUGGGAAUGCACACACCAGAAAAAAUGUUUCGUUUACUUGACAUGUAUGAGGUUUUGGAGAAACUUGGUGUGGACGUAGAUGUUUUGUUCUUUGAAGAAGUUGGUUCUUUUGUAAGAGGAGAGUUUCACAAGCUUCUAAGGAGCUUUGGUGACACUAUUAAGUCUACACUUCUGGCAUUCAGAAAUGCUAUUGCAUCCAAUCAUUCAAAGACCCCUUUUCCUCAAGGGGGUGUUCAUCAUGUUACCAAGUAUGUCAUGAAUUACAUCAUGGCUCUAGUUGAAUAUGGUGACACCCUUAAUCUCCUUCUUGUUGAUGACACCUCAAUUGAUCCUGCAGGCAACAAAGAUGACACACCAUGUCUCUCAUUGUGUCCAGUGGCUUGCCAAUUUCGGUCAAUCACCGCAACUCUAGAAUCCAACUUGAGCAACAAGUCCAAGUUAUACAAAGACGAGGCUUUGCAACAUAUUUUCAUGAUGAACAACAUUCAUUACAUGGUGCAAAAGGUCAAGUGCUCUGAUCUAAGCCAUUUCUUUGGGGACUGUUGGCUUCGCCAGCACAUUGCGAUGUAUCAGCGCGACGCAAGGUGUUACGAGAGGAUCUCUUGGGGCUCGGUGCUUUCCAUGCUCAAGGAGGGUAGUGUGUCAAAUUGUGUCUCACAGAGAACUUUGGAGAAAAGAUGCAAAGAGUUCAGCACUGCCUUUGGUGAAGUUUACAGGAUCCAGACAGGGUGGUUCAUCCUAGACCCUCGACUUCGCGAGGAUCUACAAAUUUCAGUGUCUCAAAAACUGGUUCUUGCAUACAGAACAUACAUUGGUAGAAACUCAUCUAGCAUUGCUGAGAAGUAUGUCAAGUACACUGAAGAUGAUCUUCAAAGUUACAUUUUGGACCUUUUUCAAGGGUCACCAAAAUCUUUGCACUAUCCUCAGCACAGAAAGUGAAGGGUUUUCAUUAUGUAGUUUCAUUUUUCACUGAGAUCAUUGUAUAUAUUGCUUGUCAUUUAGCAAAAUGGCACCAGGGUCUUAGUUUAGCUUCGGGAGGCUGUUAUGCCUGCUCUCCAUUGGCAUCAAAUUAAUAAAUGAAUAUGAUCUUACAUGUUGGUCAUUUGAAUGAAAAUGGCAAUUUUUUUUCUUUUGUU
This is a messenger RNA of Glycine soja, 2637 nucleotides long. Its product is annotated as exocyst complex component EXO70E2-like. The record is from RefSeq and is a predicted model, not a curated record. Gene Ontology annotation, biological process: exocytosis. The transcript has 2 exons. NCBI's taxonomy places the organism in Eukaryota, Viridiplantae, Streptophyta, Magnoliopsida, Fabales, Fabaceae. Gene Ontology annotation, molecular function: phosphatidylinositol-4,5-bisphosphate binding. The coding region runs from base 548 to 2440 and encodes 630 amino acids. Gene Ontology annotation, cellular component: exocyst.